AUGCUGCGGUUCAUCCUGAGCCCGCAGGACAAGUGGGCUAAGGAUCGCGAGGCGGGCAUCGACUUCUUUCAAUCGCUUACCGCCUGGGAGGCGAUCGUGGCCGAGUAUGUGGACCAGAGUGGCGAGGCAGUCUCGGACAAUGUUAGGGCGAGCGUGCUGCUUGAGCGCGCGCCAGAUCCAUAUCGCGAAGUUCUGCGACAGGCCCCAGAGGAGGUGGGGCUCACGUUCGGCGCAGCUCGCAGCCACAUCAGGGGCUACUACAAUCAGGGAAGGACCUUCACACGCGUCCCAGACGUGGGCGGGGUCGUGCCGAUGCAGGUGGGUGCGUUUCGCGCCGGGCUUCCCAGUGGCAAGGCCAGCGGCAAGGGCAAGACGCACAAGUCGGACAAGUCAGGCGGGAAGUCGGGCAAGUUCCAGAAGGGCAAGGACUCGAAGACCAAGUCCAGGGCUCGCGACGGCGGCAAGCACGGCAAGAGCCAGACGGAGUACUUUGACGGCGAGUGCGGCUACUGCUGCAAGUGGGGCCACAAGCGGGCCGACUGCAGGAAGAAGAAGGCCGACGACGCGAAGAAAGAGCCAGAUCACACUCGAGCGGUUCAAGGCGACGCAGCCUCGUCAUCAGGCCAGCAGCCAGCGGAUGGCACGGCGAAGGCGGCGUCGGGCUACUACGACGGCACACCCGACGGCUGGGCGUUCGCGGUCACGGCGGGGACAGGCGGCAAGGUGGCGAAGGUCGGCGGCUCCAUCCAGAUCGACGGCGGCAGCGACGGACGCCUGAGGGGAGUUGAGAUGGCCAUGAAGGAGGGCAUCAAGGCGACGGCAGACUUCCUCGUUGCUGACGUGAACGAUGAUCUGCUGAGCAUGGGGAGGCUGCUCAGGCAGGGCUCCAGGUUCAACCUCAGCCUGGAGGGCGGGCUCUACAUGACGAACGGCCAUCGCAGCGUGCAGCUCGAGCCGGGGAGGAACAGCCUCAGGCUCCCGAUUGUCUCGGGUGGGCCUGCAGCCGAGGCUCACCAUUGCCGCUGCGCGGCAGAGCGGCAGGAUGCGGCGACGGCUCCUGUGCUCAACGCGGAUAGCUCGGUCGGCGCGAUGGGGGCCAGGCUGAGGGAGCUGUUCAUGCCCAUCUACGGCACCAAGGCGGAGCACUGGGACAGGCUCAUCGUGGCGGAGGCAGCGGCCAAGCGAUCGGAAGCUGAGAGGGCGCGCAAGCAGGCAGUCAAGGAGCAGCUCGGGAUCCAACGCGACCCCGUCGAGCCUAGGCAGCUACCCGUGCCGAAGGCUCCGAGUGCUGAGGAGGAGAGGCAGCGCCGCCUCGCCCAUCUGCCAGCCGCGCCCCGGCGCGAGGAGUGCAUCCGCGGCAAGGCGCCCGAUGCCCCCCACGCCCAGGUCACGCUCGAGGACUCCGAGCGGAAGGCGCCGCUCAUCAGCCACGACUUCGGCUUCUGCAAGACGGCUGAUGAGGACGGGGGCUCGACGAAGGUUGAGGACACAUGCGCGACGAUGCUCGUGGGGUUCAGCUCGGACGCGGGAGUAGUGAAGGUUCUUCCGUGCCCAUCGAAGUCGGCAUCGCCACGCGCGAUUGCAGGCAUCAAAUCGUCCGCGCAGCGGCUCGAGACGGGGAAGUGCAGACUCAGGACCGACUCCGAGCCUGCGACGAAGGCAAUCCUGGACGGGGCGGUCGCAGAGCUGACGGGCGAGGCCACUCCAGAACUGACGCCCAAGCACAGCAGCCAGUCGAACCCAGCGGAGGCGGCGGUGAAGAUCGUCGAGGGCCAGACGCGAGCCCUCAGGCUGGAUCUCGAGAAGCGCUACGGCACCAGGAUCACCGCGGCGAUGCCGAUCUGGGCCCCGCCGCAGGCCCCAGGCCCAGCGGCGGCGGCGAGCCCGCCGCAGCCACAGCCGCAGCCCCAGCAGCCGGCGCCGCCAGCGCCACGAGACGCGGCCAUCGGGGCGCCGCCCCUGCAGGCAGCGAGGCGCGGGAUGCCGCCGGAGGCGGAGGCCGCAGAGAGCAAACGAGCGCGGGUUGCAGCGGUUCACGAGCUGGACGUCGGCAACGUAGACGACCCACCCGACGCGUUCUGGGAGGAGAUCUCGGACGAGGUCGAGGACCCGACCGAGGGCACGUUCGACGUGGGCGCGCAGGACGAGCUGGACAAGAAGCUCACGCUGGAGAACCUGCAGAGCCUCUUGGACCACGGCGUCGGCGAGGACAUCCCCAAGUCGGAGGCAAGGGGAAUGAAGCACAUCGCCACCCGCUGGGAGAACCAGUGGAGGUGGAAGCCAGCGCGACAGGAGUGGCAGCGCAAGGUGAGGUUCGUCUGCCGUGAGUUCCGCUGGCAGGAGUGGCGCGACGACCUGUUCACGCCAGGAUCGGCUCCGAUCUCCAAUAGGCUCAUCGACUUCGUGGCUCUCAAGCGCGGCUUCGAGGUGAUGGCGCUGGACGCGACGGACGCCUUCUACCAGGCGCCCGAGCACGAGGACGUGGUGGUGGAUCCACCGCAGGAGUACCUGGACAGGCGCACGGCGUCGCCUGGCUGGGUGGAGCACAUGGCGGGCAUCCUCACGGACGAGAUGCGCAUGACGAGGUGCGAGGUGGCCCCUCAGUUCUUCUACAACUCGGAGACUGAGGUGGUGGUCGAGCUCCACAUGGACGACCUGCACAUGGCAGGACCGAGGGGCGCGCUGGAGGGCUUCCGCGACGAGCUGGGACAGCGCGUGACCUUCAGCGGCGGCGAGAUCCACGAGCACGGCACCACCUACGAGCACCUGAAGAGGCUGAGGGCGCGGUUCGAGCACGGGACGGAGCUGGAAGCGAACCCGAAGUACUUGGACUACGUGGCGGGGGCCCUCGGCCUCGGGAACUCGAACACGGCGCCCGCGCCAGGGGUGCCAGGUCACAAGGCACUCAUGGGGGGCACCUCUGCCCUGUCUCCCGUUCAGGCUGGCAUCUACCGAUCUUGCGCGGGGGCGCUUAUGUACAUGCCCAGGCCGACGGAGGGCUCGAACGCGGAACUGGUGGGCUACGGCGACAGCGAUCGGGCAGGUGACUUGCAGACGGGGAGGUCGCAGUCGAGCGGCAAUAUCGAGAUUGACAACGCCCCCAUGCACUCCUUCAGCAGGCGCCAGGGGAUCGCGGCGACCAGCUCGGGAGCGGCAGAGUACUACGCGGCGACGGCGGUCGCCGAGGACCUCCUUUACUUCAAGUCGCUCCUGGAGUUCAUGUGCUUCGCGGUGGCGGCUACUCUCUUGACGGACUCGUCGGCGGCCCGAGGGAUUGCCAAACGCGAGGGAGUUGGCAAGGUCAGGAGCCUGGAGGCGCGCGUGCUUUGGCCCCAGCAGGCGAUCAAGCGGAAGCUGAUGGACCUCGGGGCCGUCGGCACCGACGACAACAAGGCGGACUUGGGCACGCAGAUCCUCGGGCACGAGCGCUUCGUUGAGCACAGGGCGAUAAACGGCAUCCACACGGACAUGGGCCAGGUCGCCGAGAGCGACCACCAGUCGGAGGAGGUGGACUUCGGUGCGGGGGCGGCGGCUCGGGUUCGGCGCGCCAGAGGCGUGGCCACAUCACCGAGUGUGAACCGCCCAGCGGCCCUGGCGAUGAUUGCGGCGGCGGUGGCGCUCCUUCAAGGGUGCGAAGGACCCGCCGCCGAGCACGACGGUUACUACGACACGGAGGUUUGCCCCAAGGACGACGCGGUCGCGAGUGACUGGACGAACUAUUGGCUGGUGGUGGUCGUCUGGACGCUGGUCGUGGCCACCGUCUUCGGCUACGCGGGGUUCCGCUACGACGAGAAGAUCGACUCAGGCAUCGGCUGCAUGUCAACCACAUCGACCAAGUCGAUGGUGGAGCAGAGCAACCAGACGAGGAGGACGGUUGGCACACAAUCGCAGACAACGUACAAGUGGAGAUGGGCUGCUCCGCGUUUCCAGCCACUGUCGAUGAGCAUGCACGGUGCCUUCCUUGAGGUGCGUGCUGGGAGUAACGGCAAG
Messenger RNA from Prorocentrum cordatum, 3990 nucleotides. Lineage: Eukaryota; Dinophyceae; Prorocentrales; Prorocentraceae. The record is from the annotation of a GenBank genome assembly.